Molecule: messenger RNA, 1700 nt
Organism: Chenopodium quinoa (quinoa)
Lineage: Eukaryota; Viridiplantae; Streptophyta; Magnoliopsida; Caryophyllales; Amaranthaceae
Exons: 3
Coding region: 536-1468 (310 amino acids)
Source: RefSeq, a predicted model, not a curated record
AUAUUUUUCUGUUGGCCAUCUUUCAAUUUUUAUUAUUUGUAAAUGUGUAUUUAAUUCCUUCUGUUUGUCUUAUUUUACUCGUAAUUUUUCCAUAUAGGAUUUUCAAUUUACAUACCUCAUUUCCCUAUUUAACAAUUUUUUUCUCUACGUUUACUCUAAAAUUGAGCCACAUAGCCGCUCAUUCAUUUAUUUUUUAAAAUUCCCUUCGUCUCAAUUUACUCGGAAUUUUCCAUAUAGGGUUUCCAAUUUACAUACCCCAUUUCCCUGUUUAACAAAUUUUCUAUGAACUUUUUCUCUUUAGUUGGGCCACAUAUUCACUCAUCUAUUUUGUUCUUUCUAAUUUUUUACUUGCAUAAAAUCUUGUGUGAAUGGUUAUAACGAAGAGAGUAUAUAAUAAAACGCGACCCGCAACACUUGCUUCACUUGUUAUUGGUCCCUCCCUCCACCAAAAAUACAAACUCCAUCCCCUCCUCCCUUAUUAAAUUCCCCUGCUUUUUUUUUCAUCACCUCUCACAUUAUUUCUCAAAAUACAAAGAUGAUACACACAAAAUCAGAGUCAGAUUUAACAAGUUCAGCACCAUCAUCACCUUCAAGAUCACCAAAAAGGCCAAUAUACUAUGUACAAAGUCCAUCAAGAGACUCACAUGAUGGGGAUAACAAGUCAGCUUCAUUACAAGCAACUCCUAUGUACAAUAGUCCUAUGGAGUCCCCUUUACAUCCUUCCAUGGGUAGGCAUUCAAGGAACUCAUCCGCAAGCCGGUUUUCGGGUGUGUUUCGGUCUUCCUCGGGGCUAAAAGGAAGCCGAAGGAGGAAUGAGAAAGGGUGGCCUGAAUGUAAUGUGAUUCUUGAAGAAGGUAACUAUGAUGGUGUUGAUGAGAAAGGGUUGUCAAGAAGGGUUCAAGCCUUAAUUGGGGUGUUUAGCUUUGUUGUGUUGUUUACUUUGUUUUGCUUGAUCAUUUGGGGUGCUAGUAGACCUUUUAAAACUCAAGUCACUUUGAAGAGCUUAGCAGUACACUACUUCUCUGUAUCAGAGGCAACGGAUUUCUCCGGUGUACCUACGAGAGUAAUGACGUUCAAUGGCUCACUGAAACUAGGCAUACACAAUCCUGCUACAUUUUUCGGCAUCCAUGUUAGUUCAACUCCCAUUGCUCUUCUCUAUUCGGAGAUUACAGUUGCUACUGGUCAGUUACUGAAACACUAUCAGCCAAGAAAGAGUCGAAGGACUACUUCAAUUACAGUAUAUGGAGACAAGGUACCGUUGUAUGGUGCUGGAUCAAGUGUAGAUGUCUCUAAUGAGCAUGGUGGCCAGGUUCCGUUCAUUCUAGAAACGGAGAUCCAUUCUCGAGGUUAUGUCGUAGGGAAGCUAGUGAGAACGAGGCAUCGUUUGCACGUAUCCUGCAACGUUACAGUCGAUUAUCUAAACACCAAGACUAUCAAAUUUAGGAAGAAUACUUGUUCAUACUUUUGAUCAAAUGCUUAAUUUGGGUAAUGCAAGAGUUGCCAAUUUGUCAUAGUUUUGGGAAGUGUAUAUAGUGAUAUUUGUAUGUAGAUAACUAGCUAGAUGUCUUGUGUAUUCAAAAGUUCUCUUUUUAAUUUUCUUUUCUUUUCUUUUCUAAUUUAGAUUACAACUUAUUUAAUUUUUGACUCUUUGUUAUAUGAUUGGCAAAUGAAUAAAAGAAGAUAUUGUUUGUGAAGCUUUA